UUCAUAUUUCUCUCUCCUUCGUCUUCUUGUAAAGUAUUUAUAUUUCAAUAGAGUUCAAUUGCUUUCUAACCGUCGUUGACUAUACGUACCGUUCGUUGUUUUCCUAGGACCCUCCUUGACCAAAUCAGACGUCCCCGAAUUUAUACCGAGAUCAGGGCAGCUUGGCGAUCUUUCUCUCUUUUACAAUCCUGCAAUCCUGAAUCGCCCGACCUUCCUCGCGACAGCUUGACAUCCCACCACACUCACAGGUCGCCUAUUCUCAAACCAUCUCCUCGACAAUCGAUCGAUCGAGCUCGAACAUCGGUUGCGCAAACCCACAGAAUCCCCCAAAACCAACACGCCGUCGAAGCUAAAGACCUACGAUCGCACCAUCACACCUAACCACCGAACCAAACCCAACAACCCCUCCAAACGCGACAACCCACACAAAAACCACCACAAUGACCGGCCCGUCCCAAUCCCCCAUCCCCAUAACCAUCAUAACCGGCUUCCUCGGCUCCGGCAAAACCACUCUUAUCCUGAACCUCCUCCCCCAACUCCGCGCCGCCAACCCCUCGUACCGGCUCGCCCUCCUCAAGAACGAAUUCGGCGACCUCGCCGUCGAUUCUCAGUUAGCCUCCUCCUCGGCGAUCGCCGGCGUCUCCGAGCUUCUCAACGGCUGCAUCUGCUGCAACCUCGUCGGCCAACUAUCCGUCGCCCUUUCCGAGCUGCAGUCCACCGUUUCGCCCGAUCGAAUCGUCAUCGAGACUUCCGGGUCUGCGUUUCCCGCGACGCUGGCGCUCGAAGUAAACAGGCUUACCCGCGAAACGGGCGGGGCAUAUGUGCUUGAUGGCGUGGUGAGUGUGAUCGAUGUGGAGAACUGGAAGGGGUAUGAGGAUACCAGCUAUACGGCGCGGAUCCAGGCGCGGUAUACGGAUUUGAUUGUGUUUAAUAAGUGGGAGGGGCAAGGGGAGAGGAGGUUUGAUGAGGUUUUGGAUCGGGUGGGCGAUUUGGAGGUGGAUACGGCGUGGGUGAAGAGUGAUAGGGGGUGGGUGGAUAUGAAUGUGGUGUUUGGGGUUGAUGGCGGGUUGGCGAGGGGGUUGACUGACACUCUGGAAGAGGGGGAUGGGCAUGUUCAUGAUGAUAAGUGUGGACAUCAUGAUGACACAAAACACAAACAUAAGCAUGAUCAUCAGACGGAGGUGGAGGUGUUGAGUAUUGAGCUUAAGAGUGGCAACAAAGAGGCGGCAACAACGGUGGAUGCGAAAAAGUUGUUGGCUUUCUUGAGGAAUACGAGCAAGGACGAGGUGUAUAGGAUCAAGGCCGUGCUGACGGUUUCUGCAAAGGCUGCGACGUGGGAUGUGUUGAAGAACUCGGAUGAGGAUACAAAGGUGUCGAGACCAGCUAUGCUCGGUGGAGGCGAAGGUCAGACGGCAAGGUAUAUCCUCAACUGGGCGUUCGGAAGGUGGACGUUCACACAGGUGGCGGACGCGGUCAAGGAGCAUGAGUCCAGCAGUGAGGCGAUUCUGAGGAUGACCAUGAUUCUGGCCAGGUAUGAGAGCACCAAGUGGAAGAAGAGGUUGGAGGCUGGUGGGCUGUUGGAGCUGGAAGAGGAGGACGGGAAGGGUGAGUUGAGUGUUACCAAGGUCAACUAGGGGACGUGUUAUGAAUAAACGAUUAAUGGGAUCAGGAAUAGAAUAGAGGUCUCGUGAUAGGAGCAAUUAGAAGUAGACGGACGUCUCAUAGACACAUCGACAAACAUUUAAAAUGAUCAACAACC
Messenger RNA from Neurospora tetraspora, 1759 nucleotides. Its product is annotated as CobW/HypB/UreG, nucleotide-binding domain-containing protein. Gene Ontology annotation, cellular component: cytoplasm. Bases 441 to 1634 code for a protein of 397 amino acids. The record is from RefSeq and is a predicted model, not a curated record. The transcript has a single exon. Lineage: Eukaryota; Fungi; Ascomycota; Sordariomycetes; Sordariales; Sordariaceae.